Messenger RNA from Neopsephotus bourkii (Bourke's parrot), 1632 nucleotides. It is a transcript of the gene SNX24, whose product is annotated as sorting nexin 24. The coding region runs from base 135 to 689 and encodes 184 amino acids. The transcript has 8 exons. Gene Ontology annotation, molecular function: phosphatidylinositol phosphate binding. NCBI's taxonomy places the organism in Eukaryota, Metazoa, Chordata, Aves, Psittaciformes, Psittacidae. The record is from RefSeq and is a predicted model, not a curated record.
CUGACGGGGAGUCGGUGUCACUGGCCCGGCCCGCCCCGCCAUGGAGGUGUACAUCCCCUCCUUCCGUUACGAGGAGAGUGAGCUGGAGCGGGGAUACACGCAACCAUAACUAGUGGUCAGAAGUAAGAAGCAGAAUGCAGGCCAGCCUGCUGGUGACCACUUGGAAGCCUUCAGGUUCUGUCUCUGGGUUCCAACUACUGAGCAACUGGGAUGAGGAUGUUUUAUGUAAGUUCCUGGUCUUUAAAAUAGAGGUGCUUAUGAGUGGAAGGAAACAUUUUGUGGAGAAGAGGUAUAGUGAAUUCCAUGCACUUCAUAAAAAGCUCAAGAAAUUCAUAAGAACUCCAGAGAUGCCUUCAAAGCACGUCAGAAACUGGGUCCCCAAAGUCCUGGAGCAGCGACGGCAAGGCUUGGAGUUGUACUUGCAGACAGUCAUUUUAGAAAAUGAAGAGCUCCCUAAAAUAUUUCUUGAUUUCCUGAAUGUUCGCCAUGUACCUAGCUUGCCAAAAGCAGAAAGCUGUGGCUCUUUUGAUGAAACAGAAUCUGAAGAAUCAAGCAAACUGUCCCACCAGCCUGUGCUGCUGUUCCUAAGGGAUCCAUAUGUCUUGCCUAAAGCCAACGAUGACUUUCCAAACGUAGUUAUAGAAGGCAUUCUACAUGGAAUAUUUUAUCCUCAUUUACUGCCCAGGUAGAAGUAAUGUGUGGCUAGAAGAAGCUGAAGCAAGUCUCCGAGUCAUGUGUAACAGAAUUAACAGGAAUAAGUAUCUGAGACGUGAAUAUUAUGCUCAGAAGGGAAAGGCACGACCUCAGUUCAGGUUCAAGCAUUCGAUUUUUUAAGUAAAAUCAGUGUCACUACAAUUGCUGCUUCAAAAAAGAAAAAAAAAAGAUAUGGAAGCAACAGUACUGAAAUUAUUUAUACCUUUAUAUGUUGACAUACUCUAUUUAACACUAAAACCUGAAAGUCUUACACUGAAUUACACUAACCUUUGAAAAUAACUGAAAGCUUUACUAAUUAUUACUGUAAUUUCUAUCAUAAAUUACACUAAGCAUUUUUACAACAGGAUUUUUCCCAGCAUAUUACCCAUUGCUGCCACUGGAUAGAUUAAAAGUGCUGGCACUUAAGAGAUUGUGUGAGAAAUUGCACUAAAAACAAAAAAAUUAAGAAGAGACUGAAAGCAACUUUCAAUAUUUAGUUAAUUUCUCUUAAAUUAUUUUGAAUCUGCUUCUUAGCAUCAGGUUGGAAAAGAGCCAGUGCAGCUGUAUGGAGAGUUCCUACUGGAAAACAUUGCUUCCGUGUUUUGAAAUACAUAGCUCACUCUCAGGAAAUUUUGUAGAUUUCAGCUGAAAUGACUUUAUGUACGAGGGGAUUUUCCAUGGCAUUUACACAUCUCCAUUCAGUUAUAACAUCUAAUCUGUGUGUGUUUACUCUUCACAUCAACUUGCAGACUGUAAUCCAUAUCUUAACAUUUUGUAAGUCACAGAGCACACAGCUCUGUGGUAAGCUAAAACAACAAUAUGAUGUAGUAAAUUAAUAAAACUAAAAAUUAUAGAUGUAUAAUUAUAUAUAUAUAUUUGUUCAGAUUUAACUGGAAAUUUGUAUGUGUGCUACUGGACUUUACAAAAUAAAGUACUAGA